Messenger RNA from Pestalotiopsis fici W106-1, 810 nucleotides. RefSeq lists its product as uncharacterized. The coding region runs from base 1 to 810 and encodes 269 amino acids. The transcript is spliced from 3 exons. The record is from RefSeq and is a predicted model, not a curated record. Lineage: Eukaryota; Fungi; Ascomycota; Sordariomycetes; Amphisphaeriales; Sporocadaceae.
AUGAAAGAGCUACGUGGCUUCAAGUACAACUCUGUUCCUUUGGAGCAGGCCCCAGCCGAGAUGAUCGAGUGCAAGACCAGUCUCGAGUAUACUGCAUGGGCUAUGCAAAAAUUGCUCGAGUGCAAUGACGACACGACUCACCAAUUGCUUGAAAAGUCUACAGAUAUCCAGCGACUUUUCCAACCCAAAAUAUGGAGACAGGCCGGCAGACCACACAUUAGCGACAUGUUCUUUCUACGAUCAGAGCCAUGCUAUGCUGUAGCACUCUACCUGUUCCUCGACCAGAGUAAACUUGUUGCCAAUGGAGAAAACAAGUGCUGCCAACAAUGCGACCACAUCAACAACAAGGGUCCUUUUGACAAGUGCAUCUCGGCCGGCACGGACGUGGCCAAAGGAGCAUGUCUAAACUGCUAUUACUCCGCCUCGGGGAAAAACUGUUCAUUUCAUUUGGAGAAACCCCUCAAAGCGGGAUCAAAAUAUCCGACCGAAGCUCAGAGAAAAAAGGCCACAGCGUCUGAUCUGGAGUUGUGGAUGGACCAAAUCCGGGCCGAACUACACCGGCGGGACAAGGCCAAAUUUGCAAUUGAACUAGAAGAUGACAAAGACGAAGACGAAGGUGAUGGACAGGGUGAAGGUGGUGGACAGGGUGAAGGUGGUGAAGAUGACGAAGACGGCGAAGGCGAAGGUGAUGAAGAGGGCAAUGACAACGAAGAUGAUCCAGUGGACAAAGAUGUUGGAGACCACGAAGAGGGUGGAGAGGCAUCUCGUUCCAAGCGUCAAAAGACGGCCAACGCAGAGGACACCGAGUAG